UCUCAAUAUUCUACCAUCUCCACUGCUUAAGUCAUGUCUCCUCCUGUUUCUGUUCACAAUAUUGAUGAUACCUUAGCCCGUGCUGCUGCUUCAUUCAAGAGAUUUCAUGCAGCUGCUAUGACCGAAGAACUUGAAAACCGAACUCCCAGUGAACAACGAACUAUGAUUGGCGAAUCGCUCUACCCUUUGGUGGAAUUACUCGAGCCUUUGUUUGCACCAAAAAUCACAGGAAUGAUUCUUGAACUACCCCGAGCCGAAAUCUUUCGGUGCUUAGAAUCACCAGAAGCUCUCAAGAAAAAGGUUAAUGAGGCAAUUAUUGUUUUAAUGGAGUCCAAACAGAUGAAUCUAGACGAGCAGGAAGCUAAGAAGGUCCGAGCAGCCAUGCACUCGUCUAAGCUUUGAUGUGAUUUUGUGGCUUUUUUAUUUAUGUUUCAUGCUGCAUUUUGAAUCCUCAUUUCUGUUUCAAAUAAAAACUUAAGAUUCUAUCA
Raphanus sativus (radish) is the source of this 488-nucleotide messenger RNA. Its product is annotated as polyadenylate-binding protein 8-like. The record is from RefSeq and is a predicted model, not a curated record. NCBI's taxonomy places the organism in Eukaryota, Viridiplantae, Streptophyta, Magnoliopsida, Brassicales, Brassicaceae. Gene Ontology annotation, cellular component: nucleus. The transcript is spliced from 2 exons. Gene Ontology annotation, biological process: DNA damage response; regulation of double-strand break repair; protein polyubiquitination. Gene Ontology annotation, molecular function: RNA binding. Bases 34 to 402 code for a protein of 122 amino acids.